CUUUGUUGUUGAUGAAUGACAAAAAAACCUCUUCUCUUCUCUAAACCUCCGUUGUUCUUUUCUUUUGCUGAUGAUAAUAAUAAUGGUUUAUUUUUGUUCUUGCUUCAUGGAUCCUGAAGUUGUUGAAAUUCCUCCUCCAAUUCACCAAAAACCUUCCAGAUUCAAAAAGCAGAAACAACAGACUGUUGUCCAUAAUGUGAUUGACCUUGACGGUGAUGACAAUUCAUUGGUACUUGGCAAAACAUCUCGUAAAAGAACAAAUAAGGGGAAGGCAGUGGUUCCCCCAGGUUUGACAUCAAUCACUGAUGAACCCGAAAAUGAAACUCUGAAGAAACUUCAAAGUUUUAAGCAAUUCGACACUGUCGUUAACACUUCCGACCAUCACUAUGUUAAAAAUAAGUCCACCAUUAAGCAAAAUCCAACGAGUUGGGCUAAAAAAAUCCAGGAAGAGUGGAAAAUUUUGGAGAAGCAUUUGCCGGAAACAAUAUUUGUGAGAGUCUACGAAUCAAGGAUGGAUCUCUUGAGGGCUGUGAUUAUUGGAUCAGAAGGGACUCCUUACCAAGACGGUCUUUUCUUUUUCGACGUUUUCUUUCCCGGUGGCUAUCCCAAUGAACCCCCGCAUGUACACUAUCACUCUAGAGGUCUUCGGCUCAACCCGAAUUUGUAUAGUUCUGGCAAAGUAUGUCUUAGUCUACUUAACACCUGGUCUGGCAGUAAGAAUGAGAAAUGGACUCCAGGUGUUUCAACAAUGCUACAGGUUCUAGUCUCCAUACAAGGUCUGAUCUUGAAUGCAAAGCCUUACUUUAAUGAACCUGGAUUUGCAAAUUCGCGUGGCACUCAAAAUGGUGAAGCGCAGUCCCUGAAGUAUAACGAGAAUACAUUCAUUCUAUCAGUGAGGACAAUGAAGUAUACGAUGAAAAAUCCACCAAAGAAUUUUGAAGACCUUGUUGUGGGGCAUUUCUUCAGCCGAGCACACGAUAUUCUGGCGUCAUGUAAAGCAUACAUGGAAGGUGUUCAAGUUGGUUGUUUGGCGAAAGGUGGUGUUCAAGACGUUGAUGAGGAUGGGGGAAAAAACUCAGAUAAAUUUAAGGCUGAUUUAUUUGGAUAUGUCAAGCCUCUUGUCAAAGAGUUUAAAACAAUUGGAGUGAAGGACUGCCAGAAAUUCUUGCUCCGACUCCUCCAGAACCGACUCCUCUGAAACUGACUACUCCGAAACCGACUCCUUCGAAACCGCAUACCACUGGCGACAAAAAGUGAUUCGCUUAACUACAUGAGUGUGAUCAAUAUUCUUUUUUAAAACCCAACUUUGAGCCUAUGCUAUUAAAGGCUUAUUACAUCAACUACUUGCAGGUUUUUAACUUUUUACAUUUUGUUUUUUAGGUUAAAACUUGACAUGAUUUGUAUAUAUAGUUGCAUAAAUUAUUUAUUAGUUAGUGGACACUAGUUAAUAUUUUCCUUGUUAGGAUUAAGUUAUAUGAAUGUACCAAAAAAAAAGGAUUAAGUUAUAUGUUUGCUUUUAUCAUCUUUUCCUUUUCUUGCUCUAAAAGAAAGGUAAGAAAA
Molecule: messenger RNA, 1560 nt
Organism: Trifolium pratense (red clover)
Lineage: Eukaryota; Viridiplantae; Streptophyta; Magnoliopsida; Fabales; Fabaceae
Product: putative ubiquitin-conjugating enzyme E2 38
Exons: 7
Coding region: 71-1198 (375 amino acids)
Molecular function (GO): ubiquitin conjugating enzyme activity
Source: RefSeq, a predicted model, not a curated record